Amoebophrya sp. A25 is the source of this 3597-nucleotide messenger RNA. The record is from the annotation of a GenBank genome assembly. Lineage: Eukaryota; Dinophyceae; Syndiniales; Amoebophryaceae.
AUGGCAUCGCGCAUCAUUCAACUCCAGGGCCUCCAUUGCCACAUCGCUGAGACCCAGUUGCCUACGUGGGUGCCUGGAAUGCAUCCAGAUACACACCCUGAUAACCCACGCUUGGUCGGCUGCAGAGAGUCCUUUUCAGUACUGGACGGCAGAGACACCUUGGAUAAUUUCGAGGAAAAUACCGUGGACGAAAUCCUCGCGCGACUGUUUCCGAAGCAGACGCUAGAAGGUCACUCCUUUGGUCUAGACGAUCACGGCCUCGUCAAUCGCAAGAUCCUGGAAGGCAUGCAGAAAGGAAAGAAAGGUGAGGAUCUUUACCAAUGGGUCAAGGAGAAGAUGGUGAAUUACACCAAACCAGAAGCACACCAAAUGCGUAAGGCGUUGAAGAAGGCAACAACCCUCGAGAAGGAGCAGCACUUCUUGUGUGAAGACCAACUGAAAGAACUAGCAGACUUCCACUUCUCAGCUUCAAAGAUGAGUUACAAGCUGACUGGAGAGAUGAUUGCGAGGGAGCAAAGGGCGCGGCUCGAAGAUGCCAGCGUCGAAGCGGCUUUGCGAUGGGACAUAUCGAGGCUGCUCUGCAUGAUGAUUGGCGGAAUAAUUCAGAAGAAUCAGCAAGAAGGCCGUCCGACGCUUUUGGAGAUCUUUAAUGCUGAUGACAAGGUUGACAUCUUUCUCGCCGUGGAGGUGUGCGUCCCUCUUCGGGAAGUAUUCGGGUGCUUUUUGCCUCAUUCUGCUAACGAAGUUAGCACAGGGGAAGCAGCUGAGGACGUUGGCGGUGCUGGUAGUGGUGACCUUGCAGCGGCUGCAGAAGAAGAUGGCUUUGGCAGACUUCUCCCAAGAGAGGACGAAGAUGUUGUAAUGGGAGAUGCUGUUCAUGAUCACCUCCUAGACGGCGGCGAGCCGGGCGCAGACGUGGAGCGCAGCGCCCCGCACAUUAGCAGUGGAUUUGGUAUCUUCUUUGUCAGAUGACUAGCAGUGAGGACGUCAGACAAACAAGUUCAGGAAGUCACUGCGUCGCUAUGUAUUGUUCAUAGACUGAACAUGUUCAACUUACAACCCCACAGGGCGGCAUACAUACGACGAUGGAGCGGCGGAGAACGAUAACCCACGGUCAGAAGUGAUGCAUUUUCGUUUUCCCGAGGGCGUCAAGUCGUGGACUUUUGUGCUUCCUACGGAUCGCGAAGCUGCUACGAAGUCGCACGUGAAAGGGUUGUAUGUCGACUCAAUCUUCAUGAAAGAAGCCGUUGAUAGCUUGCACCAGUGGAGAAUCGGAGUAGUGCCGGGGGCAUACAUGGACAUCAAUGUAGAGCAUCGGACUCGUUUUGCUGUUCGCCGUGACUACGUUCCGCAGUCGGUGUUUGAGGCAGGGAUAGACGCGGGCUUCUUGACCAGUAAGAACUUUCUAGUAAACUACACUUCAUCAAAGAGUCGCGACUUGCGCGCCGCUUGUCUCUACCUUUUAAAGGAGGAGCCGUCGCGCAUCAACCUCUUCCGCGGGCCGUGUUUCGAGCCAAAAGCAGGCAAGUUUCUGAACGACACGACCAUCGGCCUGAUCGGUUCUACGGGUAGUGCACCUAUCGUUGCGGGCGCAAGCGGUGGCUUAGGUGCGCCUUCGUCAAGUUCCUCCUCAUCUUCCAGCUCGUCCUCUUCAUCAACUGGGAACCUCCGGAUCGCACCACCAUGGCGCACAUCGUCAAUCCUCUCUCGCGAUAGAACCCGUGGUAGAUUCGGCGACAGGUUGAGUGAGUCUGUUUCUGGAAUGGCCCGAGUUGGCGAUGCGGAUCCGGUGAUACCUGAAGCACCACAGCAAAGCAGUUUGCCAGCAAGGUUCAACUCGGCUCAUCUCUUCAACGCAGUUCCGUUUUCGACCAGUACAGCAGCCGCAGCUGGAGAAAGCUCCAACGCCAAUGACGGCAACAGGCUGUUUGAGGAGUUUGGCAGCAUCGCGAGUGGGGAACUUCGCCACAGCGAUCUAUCUCACUUUGCGCAGUUUUUUGGAUCGGUAACGCACAAGCGCGCGUUGGAGUGGGCGGAGACGCUUGCUACUCUAUACUAUGGCCAGAAGAAAGGCGAGGCGAAGAUUCUCGCUGCUGGAUGCUACAAGUCGGUUAGUAGCGAGGGGAAGGAGGUGCAGGUUUCGAGCAUGAAGCUCACCUGCGAAAAGGUGGUGCUCGCAUUGCAGAAAGCCGAAACUGCGGCCACAAGAAAAAGCAAGAAGAAAGGACCGGCGCGACCCAUCACGGCGGCACAGGAAAAUGCUCAACCUAAGAGGCAGCCGAAUAAGAAGGAGAAGAGGAAGGCAGCAGCGGCGCUUCUGUUGCGGGUGCCUGGUUUAGGAGGUGCGGUUCGGCGCGAGGUCGUCGCAGAGGACAGUGACAGCAGCUACAUUGACGACGCAGAGGUAUUGUUGAUUUUUGUGUUCAGAUUGUGCAUUUGUAUCUGUCGCUCAGGAAAAGAACUGCACUUGUUCACGACUGUGUGUCACGUUAAACAUCAUAUUGAAAUCAAACAGAUGACCUGCGAGCCUUGUAGCGAAGACGACGAUGAGCAUUUGGACUACAGACUUGGGGAUCCGCUUGAUGGGGUGGACGACAUGCCUAAUCCACCGCCCCGGCCGACAGAUCUGGCGAAGCAGCUGAUUAAGUCUGCGUUUUUGGGACCGAGAAAGCAGGAGCUGGAGAAGGCGAGGUUGAAUUGGCACCGAGAAGAUGACGACUUGAUUGAUCUUCAUGCUCAUGAAUGCGAUCGCUGGUAUCAUCUGAAAUGUGCAGGAUGUAAGAAGGUCCUUGGCAAAUAUCGCAGAUGUUGGAUGAACAAAGGGAACGGGCCGACAGCUUUUGCCACCAUGAUUGGCCAACGCCGCGAGAUAUCUGUUGCUCUUGGACCUUUGCGACACAUCAGACGAUCUGCGAAGAACGCACCUAUUCCGCGUUGUUUAUGCGGCUACUGGUUGCUUGGAACGCUUUUUUCCGAUAUCGAAUGCACAAAAAAGGUUGGGAAGCUUUGUCUUUGGUGGUGUGCAGAGCACUGGUUGCGAGCACGUUUGCGUGCAAUGGACGGCAGUCCAUGCACCUGUGAACCAGGUAAGUGGUAUAAACACACAGAGUUGAAACUUUUGAAAAAGGCCGACACUUUUACUGCCCGCCGAUCUGAAGACGCAUGAUGCGGGUGGAACAUGAUAAGCCACUUCUUCCCAGUUUCUACAUAAUGAAAACAUUGAGCACAACUAGAUCGUCAUAAUUCCACAUCUUUCAGUGAAAAUUAUUAGCUAUCUUCCUCACGUCUGAUUUCUGACAUAUCACUACUCAUCCGAUCGGUACUAUUUUGCUUUUAAAUUUACAAGCUUCAUAUCCUUCUAAUCAUGGCAAUCACUUCGCAUAUCUUCUAUCUCAUAUCUUAAGCGAGUAGUGCUUCAAAUUUCUCGGAGUACAUGAUUGAAACGACCCCUAACACACACAGACCGACCCACUUUUUUGGAGCUAUUCAGCCGACUACUUUUUUGCAGAUCCAUGAGCAUACUCAUUAAUAGACAUCACUGAGACGUCACCACUUAUUUCCGUGUCAUGUUUUAGGUCAAGAAGUCUCUUCAUAUAA